AUGAUUGAUGAAAGGCUAGAUCGAUCUAAUUUAUCGUUAGAAACGACGGAUCUUAAUCAAUUAACUGGUAUUUCAAAUAUUUGUUUAUCUUCAUUGGAAUACCCUUCUAAAUCAAAGAUUCGUCUUCAUCAAUUAUUAAGUCCAGUUGAAAAAGAAUUUGACACUCUCUUACUUGACAAUAUUACUUUACGAAAAGAAUUAGAACAGUAUAGUGGAAUCAAUAAUAAUGUACACGAGACAACAGUAAAUAAACUUCGUGCAGCGAACAUUUUUCCAAUGAUUAAAAAUCGAGUUACACUUAGAACGAGAAAUCAAUCGGAUGAUUUACUUUUUUCAUCAAAUAAUUAUCAUCGAGAUGUUAUUUGGGAUGUUCAGGUUGGUGGUUUGGAGAAUCAAUAUUUUGUAUCAGCUUCAGCUGAUAAAACAUCUAUGAUUUGGUGUCGAAAAACAGCUCGUCCUCUUAUUCAAUAUCGAGGUCAUCGUGGAAGCGUCAAUUCAUGUCGAUUUCAAUGUUUUGAUCAUGAUUUAGUUUUAACAGCAAGUGGUGAUCAUGAAUUACAUAUUUGGAAAGUAUUUCUUGAUAAAACUAAAGAUAGACAAGACCAAGAAAAUCAAAUGACUCCAUUACUUCUACGUAAUCCAAUAUUAGCAUUAAGAUGUGAUGAUGUUUUGUCAUGUGCUGAUUGGCUUCAGCGUGAUCAUAUUGUAUCUGCUUCAUGGGAUAGAAGUGCUACUAUUUGGCAGGUAGAAAUGGGUAGUUCACUUCGUACGCUUUAUGGUCACGAAGCAGAAUUAACACAUGUCUCUUGUCAUAAAACAAAACCAUUUGUCAGUACUGCUUCAAGUGAUGGAACAUUUCGUUUGUGGGAUUGUCGAACUCCAAGUCAUUCGGUACAAAUAUUUAAUGGUCAUACAAAAACAGUUAAUUCAACUUUAUUUAUCGGAGACUUUCGUCUUGUAUCAUCAUCUGACGAUGGUUUUGUUCAUAUUUGGGAUUUUCGUUCAACUAGGUCUUCUCCAUUUUUAUCACUUGAAUGCAUUUCUCCAAGCAAUCGUCUCUCAAUAUACAAUGAUAUUUUAGCUGUACCACUCGACAACCGUGAUAUUCGUCUUUAUUCUAUUAUAAGUGGAGAAAAACUUUAUGUUCAACGCCGAGCACAUAAACGAGCUGUUCAAUGUACAGCUUUUGUUCAAUUUAAAAACUCAAUGGAGUUCCUUCUCGCUAGCGGUAGUCUUGAUUGCCAUAUGCAUGUUCGACAUAUUAAAAAGUUAUAA
This is a messenger RNA of Rotaria sp. Silwood1, 1275 nucleotides long. The record is from the annotation of a GenBank genome assembly. Lineage: Eukaryota; Metazoa; Rotifera; Eurotatoria; Philodinida; Philodinidae.